Molecule: messenger RNA, 3600 nt
Organism: Actinia tenebrosa (Australian red waratah sea anemone)
Lineage: Eukaryota; Metazoa; Cnidaria; Anthozoa; Actiniaria; Actiniidae
Product: DEP domain-containing protein 1B
Biological process (GO): intracellular signal transduction
Source: RefSeq, a predicted model, not a curated record
UCUUGCAGCAGGUUUUUUGAUGAAGUCGAUGAAAAUUGCACUAGUUCACUCAAAUACAACCAAAAAACUUACAUGAAUAGCUCAACUACAAGCUUUUUUAAUGGAGCUCAGUCGUCAGAGUUUAAGUGAGCUUCCAAAAGGACCAUUUACGGCUACAAAAUUGUGGAACGAAAUAGUUUCUCAACUAAAAGUYAACCUGCAAGUAAAGAGACGAAGAUGGAGAAUGAAACAAUACGAUGAUGUAUUUGUAGCUUCUGAAGCCGUAGACUGGUUACAUGAUUAUCUCAAAGAGAACCCAAAUUUUGGCCCGUCAGUGAACAGACAACAAGCUAUUCAACUCUGCCAGAAAUUUUUGUCUCACAAAAUCAUUGUAGACGCCAGGGGAAAAGGCUUUAACACUGUAUUUGAGGAUAACAGUCAUCUCUAUARAUUCGCGGAUAUUCGAUAUUCUCCUUAUAAGAGAGGGAAUGAUUCGUCAAGGGUGUCUUUGAGCUCUGAGAGGAGGACUCUAUGUAAAACACAGAGCUGUGAUGUGUCUUCUAGUCUUAAUGAAAGUCCUAAGUUUGUGAGAAGAUCAUUUCGUAGUAGUUUUACAAAGAUAGCCUUCUCGCAUGCUCCCUCUCGAACCCCUCUUGGCCCUAUCACCAAUAAGAUGAACAAUAUAGGAUCAAUAAAGAGCGAUUCUAGAGGUGCUGUUAGUGGAGGAAUCAAAAAGAAACUAAUCAGGAGGGAGAGUAGUGGUGAUGUCAUUAUGAACCCUUCUGCACUCGGUUUUCAWACCAAUCGUCGUAGUUUGACAGAGAAAGAGAUCAAUGAAAUAUGGUGGGACAUCACUGUGACACGUGUGUCUAGUCUACUAGAAAUGAAAUGUUCCCCAGAGGAUUUCAAGGGAGAUGAUUAUGACAUUGAAUGUGUCAGGGAAAAUGCUGAGCAGCAAGGCAUCUGCAAAGCAAGUGAGGUUGUUCCACCCUGGCUAYUCUCUGCCAUGAAGUGUUUAGUACAGUGGCCCAUAGACAAUGGAAACACCAGUACUUUUCCAAAAUACCCAGGAUUUGAGAGAGAUGUAUUCAGAGCAGUUGUUGAACAUUUUGAUAGUUUUCCUCAUCCACUGGUUGAUUUAAAUAUUUUACCACUCUUCAUCAAAACGGCUGGUGUCAUAGUAAAGUGCAAGCCCACAGCACUGAAAUCAAUCCAGUAUUGCUGUAUGCUACUACAACAUCGCAAGAGAAAAAACUUUCAAGUACUGAUCAAACUGAUGGUCAAACUGGUACAAAACUCCAAGCUGACACUCAGUGAUGAACUUCCUACUAAAGAACUGCUGAUUCAGACCUUUGGCAGGUGCAUUUUUGGAAGGAAUGRUGACAUGGAUGUUAUCCGACUACUCUUUUUCAUGAUGGAGAACUUUCCUGAUUGUUUUACGCAACCAGAUGGAUUACGAUACCAGGUUGAACAGCGAGUUCUCUUUCUCCAAAGCUGCAGGGGAAAAAUAAGCUCAGUUCCUCAACAAAAAGGUACCACAUUCUGUGAGCGUGUAACAAUGCAGGAAUAUGCAGAGGAUGGUUUGCGUAGCUCUCAAAAUGCUCUGAGAGAUCUCCUUGAUCAAAUUGUUAAAGAUGAAUCUUUAUCAGACAAGGAACGCAAGAAAAAGUUCAAGCAGUUUGAAAAGUCUUAUCCAGAUAUAUACUAUGCCAAGUUCCCAAGGGAUAACAUGUCAACUGGUUCAAGGCGGAGAUCAGACCGACUUCGGAAUAUCAUGAAACCUUUGGGAGUGCUGAGAAACCUUCGAUAGGAAAAGAAACUAAGAGUUUUAAAUUAUCUAUAAUUAUAUAUUCUAUCAUGUAAUGAACUUUAAUAAUAUAAUCAUAAACUUCUUUUUAAAGAAAUUCACAUUUUCUACAAGGAAAUUCAUCUUUUAAAAUCUUAUUAAUUUUAUUCAGACACUAACUUUUCACUGGGCACUCCAAUACCGGUACAUKCACCUUUUACUUUGGGCGUAAUAUUUUACCAUUUCAGACCAUGCUUCAUUAUCUUGAGAAUAAGAUUCUUUGUUUAAGUUGUAUCCAUAUUCACAUGUCUUCUCAUAUAUGGACAUUAAAAAGCAGUUAUGAGAAAACAUUCCCUGCUAGCAGAGUCUAUUUUCCUUUUGUUUAGGAGAGAAAGGGAAGAGACUCUGCUAGCAGGGAAGAGAAAACAUUAUGCCCAAGCAAAAGACGUCUAUCAAGACCACUUUAGAUACAAAGUUUGACCAAUCAUAAUGUAGAAUGAAAAUGAUGAAUUCAUUUGAGCCAUUCAGGAGAAGGCAAAAAAAGCCAAAAUCUCUACACUGAAAACUCUAGAUUUUUUUGAGGGACUGAAUUAACUACAUUUUACAUUGUGAUUAGUUAAUACUAACGUUUUCAUUGCUACAAGCUAAUUGAGAUAAAAGUCAGGACAGGUUAUUAAUGGGCAAUAGACUACUGUCAAUCAAAUAAACUGUUCCCAUGUAGCUUUAAUGUUAUCUAACGAUUUAUUUGAUUGAUGGCUAUCUAUUGGCUAUUUUCACAAUUUUGUCUAAUCAGUCACUGUGUAAUAAUGAAAACAGUCAGUGGGAACUUGGUGGUUGGUCCUGGUAUUAGCAUGUCCAUACAAUACUUUUAUUCACAUACAUAUAUAAUAUYGAUAGUCAUUAGAGGAUUUGCAUAGUCACAUGAGGGCAGCCACAUUGGUCUAACCCUAUCUUAUUCUUCUUUCCAAAUUAUAUAAAAUACCAAAAAAAAAGUACCUUAAUAUAUAAGGCUAUUAURCAGACUUAGAAAGUAUAUAUUAUGCUCUUAUUAACUGAGUGCAAGGUCCCUGCCGUAAGUUUUGGACCAAGUUUUUUCCACUGCUUUAUGGCCCAAGUGCAUUCCAUAAUUUAUGUAUAGACAGAGCAAGCAAGGUUAAUAAGAUGUUUAUUAUAUGGCAAGGCAAACAYAAAAAUUGGGUUGGUGGUUGUACCGUGAGUUAUAGUGUGAAAUUACUUUGCCAUAUAAUAAACUAACUUAUUGCUAUUGCUAUGAUCAUUCUACUUGCCUCAUUAGUGCUCCAAAAAUAACUGCACCUCCCUGGCAGUAUACAGCUAUUUCAAAUAGGUUGGUGAUGGUUUUGUUGCAUGCUGCAAUCUUGCAUAUUGCAUAAUUUACUGAGCUUGAAAUGUAUUAGGCUUGUUAUGCAACAUUCAACAAAACCUUCACCAACCAUUUUUGAAAUAGCUGUAUAGUGCUUGUGCAGCUUACCAAUGCAUCAGGACAGCUGUGGCCAGACUGCCCUAGAUGUUACCAAAGAAGAUACCAUAUAUAGACCUACUCAUAGUCUCGCAUUAAUUUAAUAUACAUGAACAUAUAUUAUGCAAUAGUAGUGUAUUUUAUUUUUAUUGAUAUAUCCUGAAAAGCCAAUAGACUUUUCCAGAAUUUGCUUGACUUAUCAUGAAACAAUGGUUUCAGGUUGAGGUUGAACUUGAUAAAUAAAAGAAUCAAGCUCACUCUCAACUUCAAAACAUUGUUUCGUGGGUAUCCAAGCGAAUUCGGGAAAGGCCUAUUAUGUAUAAUACUGAUAUUCAAUAAAAAAUAUAAGUCCUAAACA